Recurvomyces mirabilis is the source of this 4146-nucleotide messenger RNA. RefSeq lists its product as uncharacterized. Lineage: Eukaryota; Fungi; Ascomycota; Dothideomycetes; Mycosphaerellales; Teratosphaeriaceae. The record is from RefSeq and is a predicted model, not a curated record. Gene Ontology annotation, molecular function: ABC-type transporter activity; ATP hydrolysis activity; ATP binding. The transcript has 5 exons. Bases 1 to 4146 code for a protein of 1381 amino acids. Gene Ontology annotation, cellular component: membrane. Gene Ontology annotation, biological process: transmembrane transport.
AUGUCCCAGGUUCGUCGUCCCGAAUCUGGCGCAGACAGACUCACCACUUCUUCUCCCAUGGUCGCGGAACUAGAUGGACACAUGUUGGAUCACCUGCGACGGCUUGAAAAACUCACGACGAACUCCGAGGAGCAACCUAGGAAGCUCGGCUUGUCAUGGAGCAACCUGACUGUAAAGGGCGAUGGUGCUAAUGCUACCUUCAACGAAAAUGUGGCCUCUCAGGUCAAUCCUCUCGGCAAAGGCAACAAAGGCUCUCAUUCCAGGACCAUCGUCGAUCGUUCGUUCGGAUGCGUCAGACCUGGCGAGAUGUUGCUUGUCUUAGGUCGUCCUGGAGCCGGCUGCACGACCUUGUUGAGCGUACUUGCCAAUAACCGUCGUGGUUUUAAGGAAGUCUCUGGUGAGGUUCGAUAUGGUGCGAUGACCUCAAAAGAGGCACAAGACUUUCGGGGACAGAUCGUCAUGAACACCGAGGACGAGAUCUUCUAUCCAACGCUGCCUGUACAAGCAACUGUCGACUUCGCUACUCGGCUGCGAACACCACGUCAGCUUCCACCUGGUGUCGAAACACAUGAAGCAUAUUCUCAAAGCUACAGUAAGCUUCUGCUGGAGUCCCUCGGGAUUGCUCAUACAACGAGGAUGAAAGUCGGAGAUGCCUUUAUUAGAGGAGUGUCUGGUGGUGAGCGCAAGCGUGUCUCUUUGGCAGAAUGUCUUGCUACUCGCGCCAGCGUCUACUGCUGGGACAAUCCUAUCCGAGGUCUCGAUGCCAGCACCGCACUUGAAUAUAUCAAGACACUACGAACUAUGACAUCUGCUCUCGGACUGGUCACCAUCCUCACUCUUUACCAAGGCGGAAAUGCCAUCUAUGACCAAUUCGAUAAGAUACUCGAUGCGGUCCCGUUUAUGGAGAGUCUGGGCUUCGUUUGUGAUGGUGGCUCUAAUCAGAGCGACUUCUUGACCGGCGUCGUCGUUCCUACCGAACGUCAUAUCGCCGCAGGCUACGAGAGCAAAUACCCCAGAACAGCCAACGAGAUCGCCGCCGCUUAUGAUCGAUCGGAAACAAAGGCUGCGAUGAUAAAUGAGGCGUGUAGCUAUCCGGAAGGUGCUGCCGCGCAAGAGUAUACAGAAGCCUUCAAGAAUAUCAUCAUCACAGAGCGUGACAGAGGUAGUCGGAAUUCUUCUGUCAGUGCAAAUUUCCUCAAUCAAGUGCGCUUUGCGAUAAUCCGGCAAUACCAACUGCAGCGGGGCGACAAAUCAACCGUGUUGAUCAAGCAAGUCUCGACGUUGGUGCAGGCACUGAUUGGUGGAUCUCUCUUUUACAAUGCUCCUCAAAACAAUCUUGGCUUGUUCAUAAAAGGCGGAGCCAUCUUCUUCUCCACACUGUACCAUGCUUUGCUUGCUCUGGGUGAGGUGACUGACUCCUUUACUGGAAGACCGGUCUUAGCGAAGCACCGCUCUUUCGCUCUGUACCACCCGGCAGCUUUUACACUUGCCCAGAUCAUCGCGGACGCUCCCUUACUGCUAUUUCAGGUCGUCCAGUUCAGCCUUGUCCUGUACUGGAUGACUGGCCUUCGACCCACUGCAGAAGCUUUCUUCAUCUUUCUGCUCAUCAGUUACAUGAACGCCAUGACUAUGACUCAAUACUUCCGGGCGAUCGGCGCUGCUUUCCCGACCUUCGACGCCGCCACAAAGGUGUCCGGGCUCUCUUUCGUAGCCUUGUUCAUAUAUAUGGGCUACAUGAUUGCGAAACCCGUAAUACAUCCAUGGUUUGUCUGGAUCUUCUGGAUCAACCCUAUGGCUUAUACCUUUGAAGCACUCCUCUCGAAUGAGUUCCACAACACCAUAAUACCAUGUGCUGGUCUCAAUCUUGUGCCGAGUGGUCCCGGCUACGGAGAUAACAACGGCGGCCAAUCGUGUGUCGGAGUCCGCGGAGCUAUGCCAGGUAGUACCAGCGUUACAGGUGACUCAUAUCUCAACGCCUUGUCAUAUUCUCACGCACACCUGUGGCGCAACUUCGGCAUACUCUGCGCCUGGUGGAUCUUUUUCGUUGCACUCACCAUGAUCUUCACCGGCAGAUGGAAGCUGCCAGGAGAUGGCAACCGUCGCUUGCUGGUCCCUCGUGAACAUCAGGGAAAAGUGGCACAUUUGCUGAAGUCUGCCGAUGAAGAAGCACAAACCUCGCAAGAGAAGCUGGAUUCUGGCUCCGAGUCCGACAGCAGCGGUGCGAAAGACUUGAUCCGCAACAAGAGCGUCUUCACGUGGAAGAACCUCACAUACACAGUCAAGACCUCUGAGGGCGAUCGGGUCCUCCUUGAUAAUGUUCAGGGGUAUGUGAAACCGGGUAUGCUUGGCGCCCUGAUGGGCUCCUCUGGUGCAGGUAAAACGACGCUUCUGGAUGUUCUAGCUAGACGGAAGACACAAGGCACUAUCCAGGGUAGUGUGCUAGUCGAUGGGCGACCUGUCCCUAUAUCCUUCCAAAGGUCAGCCGGCUACGUCGAGCAGAUGGACGUCCACGAACCACUCGCGACCGUGCGGGAAGCUCUCGAAUUCUCGGCCCUUUUGCGACAGCCAGCCGACAUACCAAACCAUGAUAAGUUACGAUACGUCGAUACUAUUGUCGACCUUCUGGAACUACAAGACCUCGAACAUACCCUUGUCGGUGCACCUGGGUCAGGUCUUUCGAUCGAGCAGCGUAAGCGACUAACAAUCGCUGUCGAAUUGGUCGCUAAGCCAAGUAUUUUGAUAUUCCUGGACGAACCGACAUCCGGAUUAGAUGGUCAAGCUGCCUAUGCGACGGUCAGAUUCCUUCGCAAGCUCGCAAUGGGAGGGCAAGCCGUCCUCGUCACGAUCCACCAGCCUUCAGCUCAGCUCUUUGCGCAGUUCGACAAACUACUGCUGCUGACUACCGGUGGAAAGCCGGUCUAUUUCGGAGACGUCGGUGAGGCUCUCAAGGACUACUUCGGGCGCCACGGUGCUCCAUGUCCUUCCGGAACGAACCCUGCCGAGCACAUGAUUGAGGUUGUGACAGGAGUCGGAGCAGGAAGAGGCAAAGACUGGAACCGGAUCUGGCUGGAGUCACCCGAGAACGAGAAGCUGACACAGGAGAUCGACCUGAUGAUGCAGACCGCGGCUACUCAACCCUCGUCUAUUGACGACGAAGAUGAUGGCGAGUUCGCAGCUUCGAUGUGGACGCAGAUCAAGCUAGUGACACAGCGCAUGAACGUGUCACUGUAUCGCAAUACCGAGUACGUGAAUAGCAAAUUCGCUAUGCAUGUCUCCCUGGGUCUUCUGAACGGCUUCACUUUCUGGAUGAUCGGAGACUCUCCCACCGAUCUCCAGCAGAACUUGUUCACGAUCUUCAACGUCAUCUUCGUCGCUCCAGGAGUCAUCUCACAGUUGCAGCCGCUUUUCAUCGACAGGCGAGAUAUUUUUGAGGUAAGGGAGAAGAAAAGCAAAAUGUAUCACUGGGCACCUUUCGUCACCGGCCUUAUCAUAUCGGAGUUUCCGUAUCUACUCAUCUGCGGACUGCUCUAUUACGUUUGCUGGUAUUUCGGUCCUGGUCUUAGCACUUCGCCAUACUCUGCAGGCAGCGUAUUCUUCGUAAUUUUGAUGUACGAGUUACUUUACACUGCUAUUGGACAAUCAAUAGCCGCCUACACGCCGAAUGCCGUCUUCGCUUCACUCGUGAACCCGCUGAUGAUCGUGACCUUGGUCUCGUUCUCUGGUGUCGUCGUUCCCUACAGUCAAAUUCAGCCCUUCUGGAGGUACUGGCUUUAUUACCUUGAUCCAUUCAACUACCUCCAGUCCAGUCUUUUGAUCUUCACUACGUGGGACAAACCCGUGAAGUGCAAUCCAGACGAGAUCGCACUUUUCCAUCCUGCCGUCGGCCAGACUUGUGCUGAGUAUCUUGAGGUGUAUCAAACCAGCACGGGAUCCGGGAUCAAUCUGCUCAAUCCCAGCGACACUGUGAAUUGUCGUGUAUGCCAAUACUCGAGCGGUGCGGAUUAUUUACGCACCCUAAACCUUGCAGAAAAGUCGGAUGGCUGGAGAAAUGCGGGGAUUGUGGUGGUCUUUGUGAUUGGCAUUUAUGGGCUUGUGUACCUGAUGAUGAAGUUGAGGACCAAGCAGACCAAGAAGGCCGAGUCGUGA